CGCAGGCCCGCCGGCGCUUCAUCGGGUGGAGAGCCGGAUGCUGUCUCGCGAGGAGGAGGUGGAGGCGACGCGAGAGACGCUGCUCUCGCCAAAGGUGUCUGGCGCGCGGCCGGACGGCGUGCAGAGCUGGCUCCACCACCGCCUCGCCCGCCGCCGGUCUGCGGAGAGGAAGGCGAGGGCUGCGGUUGCCGACGAGGCGACCGCCGGCGCGGUCUCGGACGCCGCCUCGGUGAGCGACCUCUCCGAGGUGAACCUGAGCGACUAUCCGGACGCCGAGGAGGGCGAGCUGCCCGACGAGGGCGAGGUGGCGCCGCCGUCGGUGGCGGAGAGCGCCGAGGGGCUGUGCGGCAGCGACUCUCCUCCGAUACUCGUGCUUUGCCACACCAACCACGCGCUGGACCAGUUCCUCGAGGGCAUCCUCGCCUUCGAGCCGCGCGUCGUCCGCGUGGGCGGCCGGUCGCAGUCGGAGGCGCUCAAGGAGCACAACCUCGCCGAGCGGCUGCGCGUGCGCAAGGAGGAGCGGGCCGGCAGCCGCAAGACGCUGCUCGGCAACGUGCACGCCCACCUCAAGGGGUCGCGCGAGCGCCUCUCCGCCGCCGCCAAGCAGAGCCACCGGACCUGGGGGGGAGGCCUGCUCUCGGGGCUGCUCCUGCGCGGGCAGCGAUCCUUCCGCGGCGCCCUCGCAGCCGCACGGCAGGCGCCUCUUUGCGCCCUCGCCGCUGCACUCGAGCGGCUGCCCGAGGAGGGAAUGGCUGCGUGGCUGGGCUUGCCGCCGGCCGGCGAGGCUUCCCUCGAGUCGGUCCUCGCCCAGCCGCAGAUGGGGCCCGCCGCGACGGAGGCGUGCUGCGACGAGGCGGACCGCGCCGCCUACUCGGGGGGGGGGCCUGCCGCCGCGAUGGAGUCGGUGCCGCUGGUCGACCGCUGGGCGCUCUACAACUCGCUGCGCGCCGGGGCGCAGACGCGCGCGCAGGCGGAGCUCGUCGCCGCGCUCGAGUCGUACCGGCUCGCCGCGGCGGCGGAGCAGGCGCUGGAGGAGGCGGAGGCGCUGGCGGUGCUGCGCGGCGCGGCGGUGGUCGGCAUGACGACCACGGGCGCCGCAAAGUACCAGACGCUCGUGCGGCAGCUCGAGUGCCGCGUGAUUGUCUUUGAGGAGGCGGCGGAGGUGCUCGAGGCGCACGUGCUCGCCUCGCUCGGGAAGUCGACCGCGCAGCUGCUCCUCAUCGGCGACCACCAGCAGCUGCGCCCCUCCGCCGCCUGCCACGAGCUCGCGCUCCACUACGGCCUCACCGUCUCCCUCUUCGAGCGCGCGCUCAACAACAACGUGCCGUACGUGCGGCUGCGCACGCAGCGGCGGAUGCGGCCGCAGAUCUCGCGGCUGCUCUCGCCCAUCUACCCGGAGCUGAUCGACCACCCGUCGACCUUCAACCGACCCGCCGUGGUCGGCCUCGCGCACCCCGCCUACUUCCUCACGCACCAGUCGCCGGAGAGGACGCAAGGCGACCUCAUCUCGCCCGAGAACCCGCACGAGGUCGAGGUGCUCUGCUGCCUCGCCGCGCUGCUCGUCGGCUCUGGCUACGCGCCCGCGAAGAUCACCGUCCUCUCGGCGUACGUCGGCCAGCUCAUCGCGCUGCGGGCGGGCUUCGCGGCGUGCGGCCUCGACGGGCUCGUCCUCUCGACCGUCGACGCGUACCAGGGCGAGGAGAACGACAUCGUCCUCCUCUCCCUCGUCCGCUCCAACUCGGACGGCCGGCCGAGCUUCACGGCGCGGCGACCGCCCUGUGAACGGCGCCUCUUCAUGUGCCUGCGGGGCUCGGAGCUGUGGCGGCAGGUCGCGCGGCACGUGGCCGACGCCGGCGUCUCCGGCGCCGGCCUCCCGCUCGCCCUCGGCGACGUGUCCGCCAUGCCGCCUCCUUCGCGGCUGGGCUCGGUCGAGUCGUCCGCCGCCGACGCGGCCAAGGGGCCUCAGCUCGGCGUCGCCGGCGUGGCGGGCGCGGGGAGCGACACCGCGCCGAGCCCAACCACCGCCCGCAUCCCAGGCUCGCGCGACCAGCUAGCGCCGGGAGGCGGCUGCGGCGAUCCCCUACAGGAGGGGCAGUCGGCGGGCGGGGCCGAGGCCGCUGCCCUGGAGGAGGAGGUUGAGCUGCCUUUGCCUCCCGGCUGGCGCAAGGCAAUGAGCCGCACGCACGGGAGGGAGUACCUCUACAACGAGUCCACCGGCCGCCGCGUCUGGCGCGUCCAGUCGAUCGACGCCGCCGAUUUCAGGCCCCAGGACUGA
Emiliania huxleyi CCMP1516 is the source of this 2275-nucleotide messenger RNA. RefSeq lists its product as hypothetical. The record is from RefSeq and is a predicted model, not a curated record. Lineage: Eukaryota; Haptophyta; Isochrysidales; Noelaerhabdaceae. Bases 38 to 2275 code for a protein of 745 amino acids. Gene Ontology annotation, biological process: regulatory ncRNA-mediated heterochromatin formation. Gene Ontology annotation, molecular function: protein binding; helicase activity. The transcript has 9 exons. Gene Ontology annotation, cellular component: nuclear RNA-directed RNA polymerase complex.